CGUUGUGUGUGAGCAAAAUAAACUGAUGUUGUGUCGUCUGCUGCUGCUCUUGUUUGGAUUGUUCAAGCCGAUGGGGGAACAGCUGUCGAUAAGUAGCUAUCAAUUGUUCCCUCCCAAAGACCGGUUCAAGUGACAUGCAUAUUUAUUUCAUGGUGCUUGUUGGAUCUAGGGGUAGGCCCAAGGCUUCCAACCUUUUUUUCUAAUUUAACUAUAGAAGUAGAUCAUUUGAUGUGAUAAUGGUCAGAGUCAAUUAGUGUACUCAGACAUUGUGGUGUUACGGCCAGGAGGCAUAAAAACACUAUGCGAACUUUAGUGGCAAUUAAUCAAUAAAAUCAAGUGUCAUAUUAGAGCAUGCUCGUCCAGUCAUAAUGAAUAACCAUAGGCUAUUUACAUUUAGUUAUCCUAUUUGGAAUUGUCUGUCCCUAUUUCUGACUUUGUACAUGGGAAGCAAAGGGAGUGGGUGAUCUAAGGAGGGGGACGGGCUUAUCCGGGGUAGAAAGUGAAGACCGAGGGCGAAAAAGCAGAGCUGAUCCGUGUUUUCUGCAGAAGGCGAGAGUCCAUUGUAGUCUAUUACUCGUCGAGAGGGACAUGUUCAGGUUAUUCUUAUAACAAACACCCAAAAUGCACUGUUUUGAUUACAAGUGACAUCUAAUCCUUACAAGAGCGAGCACCACCUAUAGGAGAUCGAAAGUGUCUUUUUUUCUUCUUCCAUGGCUCGGUAAACGGAUGCAACAAUAUGCGGAUGGUUUAUACAUCAUCUGGUACAAAAUCUCUGUUCACAGGCGGCAUCUUAAAAAGGAUAGAUAGACAGGCGAUGCCAAACGUCGAGGCACUGGAGAAUGAAAACCUACAUUGAAAGAUCACGUUCGUCUUUGGCCAUCGCCACAUGUUAAAUGGAUACAGAAUGGGUAAAUAAUGACGCUUAUUGUUUUCAGUCAUUCGAUCAUUUAUAUGGGUAUGACAAUAGAAGGUCCUCUAUAGCACCUUUUCAAAAUAGAAAUGUAGCCAAACGAUUUAACCCUGAAAUCACAGGAAACAAACUCAUCAAUGUGUGUAAUGAGGGCAAGAAAUAUGAUGUCCCUAUACUGUAGGCUGGAAAACCGCGUUGCUUAAUAAUACGGCAAAAAAAAAAAUACUGUGUUAAGUAUUUUAAAUGGAUAGUCACGAUGGUGUCAUUUUGGACAUCCAUUUUACAAGUUCUAUUUUUUUUUUCUUUCAUAGAGCGCAACAUGUAGCCUAUUUCCUGCGUGCGCUGUAAAAUCAGAAGUCACGCAUAGUUCUCCGGGGUUAUUCUCAACUGAGGACAGAGGCGCAGUUCUCAAGAUAAAUAUUGGUAGGGAACGACAGACAUUGCUCUCAGUAUCAGUCUGUCAACUACAAAGAAGAAACGAACCUGGGCCUCUUUUGCACAGGCUGUCCAUAUUUCCCAAGAACUUUCUUAAAAAUCCCCAUUUUUCCCAACGUGGAUUGCUAGUCAGGUGACUUCUCAGGUGGGGGGGGGGGCACAAUUCAUGAUCAAACAGCAUCCCAUAUUCUUCACUUCUUUUGAGUUUUCACCAUGGAAACCCCAUGUGAACAAUGGUGAUGACCUUGAUACAAUGAAUAUCGAGAGAAGGGUGGCAAUGUAAACAAAGUUUUGCAUUCGAAAAGAAGCAAAGCUAUAUUAUCGCCCUCACUUCAUUCUUAGUUAGUUUUCCAUGGGCUCGCUUAAGGGAAAUGAACAUGGUCCAGGACAAACUUUAAAUCUCCUUUUGUCUUAAGUCUACAUUUGGAGGAGGACAUUGGAUUGGUGAAUCAACUGACAGAAUGAACUGACACUGUCAGAGACGUGUAACUAACAAAUAUGUGAGCAACGCUAUUCCAAAGUGCAGGGUCUGACAAUCAAGACACUACGUGUGAUUUUAAAGGACAUUUGUGACACCUCAGGGCAAAGGGUUCAGAUUACACACAGGAGAGUAAAAGGGAACCCGAUGAGAGAGCACGAUGUAGGCCUACGUUUGAACCUUACGACAGUACCUUGAGGAAUUUUACACCUGCAGAACUACAAACAGAUUUCCACUUUUUUUUUUACGACGAGGUCACAGGAAGGAUACAAAACUUAGUCAGCAUUCACGAUGCCUCGCAACCGGGCCUUCUCGGAGCCUGAGUACUCAGCCGAGUAUUCGGCGGACUGCUCUGUGACCCUACCAUCGGACCCGGGCCAGGCCGUGGGGCGCGCGCACGAGGUAACGGUUCGCAGCCAAGGGUGCUGCCUCUGCCUCCCACGCUUCAUGCGUCUCACUUUUGCACCCGAGUCUCUGGAGAACCUCUAUCAGACCUAUUUCCGCCGGCAGCGACACGAAACCCUGCUGGUUUUGGUUGUGUUUGCUGCCCUGUUUGACAGCUACAUCAUUGUCAUGUGCGCUGUGGUCUACACAGAUGAAAAGCUGGCCUCUGUGGUGGUGGCAUCAGUAGGCCUGGCAUCCGACAUCCUACUCUAUGUGUUGUGCUGCUACGGCCUGCUACCCGACCGCAUCUCGCGACGUGUGGUGCCCUACGCCCUGUGGGUGCUCAUAGCGGCCCAGAUCUUCUGCUACCUGGGCCUGAACUAUGCCCGCUUCCACCAGGCCAGUGACACAGUGGGCUGGCAGGCCUUCUUUAGCUUCUCCUUCUUCCUGACACUGCCCUUGCGGCUCACGCCCAUUGUGCUGAUCACAUCCGUGUCGUGCGGGGUCCACACCCUGGUGCUGGGGGUCACCAUUGCACAGCAGCAGCAGGAGGAUAUCCAGGGGGCUGCCCUCGGGAGACAGCUGCUGGCCAACGUAGUGAUCUAUGUGUGUGCCAUCACUGUGGGCGUCAUGUCCUACUACAUGGCAGACCGGAAACACCGCAAGGCCUUCCUGGAGGCACGGCAGUCCCUGGAGGUCAAACUCAAUCUGGAGGAACAGAGCCAGCAACAGGAGCGUCUCUUGCUGUCCAUCCUGCCCAAGCAUAUAGCAGACGAGAUGUUACAGGACAUGAAGAAGAAAGAAGCCAGUCAAACAGGACAGAAGGAGAAGCAGCAGUUCAACACCAUGUACAUGUAUCGCCACGAAAACGUCAGUAUUUUGUUUGCAGACAUUGUGGGAUUCACUCAGCUGUCAUCAUCAUGCAGUGCCCAUGAGCUGGUCAAGCUCCUCAAUGAACUGUUUGCCCGCUUUGACAAGCUGGCUGCCAAAUACCACCAGUUGAGAAUAAAGAUCCUGGGUGACUGUUACUACUGCAUCUGUGGCCUGCCAGACUACAGAGAGGACCACGCUGCCUGCUCCAUCCUGAUGGGCCUGGCCAUGGUGGAGGCCAUUUCGUAUGUUCGUGAGAAGACCGGGACAGAUGUGGACAUGCGUGUGGGGGUACACACUGGCACUGUCCUGGGGGGCGUCCUGGGACAGAAGCGGUGGCAGUAUGACGUCUGGUCCACUGACGUCACCGUGGCCAAUAAGAUGGAGGCGGGAGGAAUACCGGGGCGUGUGCACAUCUCCCAGGCCACCAUGGAGUGUCUGCACGGGGAGUUUGAUAUGGAGCCGGGAAACGGCGGCGACCGCUGUGAGUACCUGAAGGAGAGGGGCAUCGACUCCUACCUGGUGGUGGUGCCCAAGGGCCCCCUGGGAAAGAGCGGCAUCAACGGGGUGAAGUUGUCUGUGAUGUCGUCCAAUGGGAACUCUCCAUUGUUGAUCAACACCACUGAGUGUAAUGGGAGUGUCCACACAGCCUGCACCACACCAGACGAGCCAGAGGAGCUGGACACACGGGUGGUGAACCCUUCGUUCCCCAACCCUCGGCGGAGGCUAAGACUGCGGGACCUGGCCGAGAGGGUGAUUGAUGCCCAAGAGAACGAACAGGAGCUCAACAAACUGCUCAAUGAGGCACUGCUGGAGAGAGAGACCGUACAAGCUCUGAAGGGGAAACGCACCAACCGUCUGUCCCUGCGCUUUGUGGACCCUGAGCUGGAGACCCUCUACUCCGUAGAAAAGGAGAAGCAGAGCGGAGCUGCCUUCAGCUGCUCCUGUGUGGUACUCCUGUUCACUGCAGCCAUGGAGGUCCUCAUAGACCCUCGGAUGAUAGCAAACUACGUGACCCUAGCUGUGGGAGAGGUCCUGCUGCUUGUCCUAACUGUCUGCUCUCUGGCGGCCAUCUUCCCUCGAGUUUUCCCUAAGAGGCUGGUGUCUUUCUCCACAUGGAUCGACCACACACGCUGGGCACGGAACACAUGGGCCAUGGCAGCAAUCUUCAUCCUCACCAUGGCCGACAUUGUGGACAUGCUGAGCUGUCCCCGUCCCUCUGGAAACGCCACAAUGGCUCUUCCUUCCUCUGUUGUCCAAUCCGGGCCAGAGGGCUGUCUGGACAACCCCAAGUACUACAGCUACAUCGCCGUGCUGGCACUCAUGGCGACCACCAUGCUGGUACAGGUCAGCCACAUGGUCAAGGUCACACUCAUGCUCCUCAUCACCAUAGCGACGGGCAUCGUCAACAUCUACAGCUGGAGGGACAUUUUUGACCGCUACGAUAUGGCCCGCUUCCAGGACUACAGGUCUUAUCUGGUUCCCUCCAAAUAUGCCAUGACUAUCAUGAUCUUCGUCAUGAUGAUCAGCUUCUACUACUUUUCUCGACAUGUGGAGAAGCUAGCCCGUACUCUGUUCUUGUGGAAGAUUGAGGUCCACGAGCAGAAGGAGAAGGUGUAUGAGAUGAGGCGCUGGAACGAGGCGCUGGUCACGAACAUGCUGCCGGAGCACGUAGCGCGCCACUUCCUUGGCUCCAAGAAAAGGGACGAGGAGCUGUACAGCCAGUCAUAUGAUGAGAUUGGUGUGAUGUUCGCCUCCAUCCCCAACUUCUCGGACUUCUACACAGAGGAGAGCAUCAACAAUGGGGGGAUUGAGUGCCUCAGGUUCCUCAACGAAAUCAUCUCAGAUUUUGACAGCCUUCUGGACGAGUCUCAGUUCCGCUGCAUCACCAAAAUCAAAACCAUUGGCAGCACCUACAUGGCAGCGUCAGGGGUCACUCCCGACGUCAGCAACGGCUACGCCUGUCUGAAGAUGGUUAAGGUAGAGGGCUCUGUUGUGCAGAAAGAGGAGCUGACCGACAGGGAGCGCUGGCAGCAUUUGGCAGAUCUGGCGGACUUUGCUCUGGCCAUGAAGGUCACGCUCAUGAACAUCAACUACCAGUCCUUCAACAACUUCAUGCUGCGCAUAGGUUUGAAUAAAGGGGGGGUGCUGGCAGGAGUGAUUGGUGCCCGGAAGCCUCACUAUGACAUCUGGGGCAACACUGUGAAUGUGGCCAGUCGCAUGGAGUCCACAGGGGUCAUGGGUAACAUCCAGGUGGUGGAAGAUUGCUACCACAUCUUGAAGGAGUACGGAUUCCGUUUUGUGAGGAGGGGACCUAUCUUUGUGAAGGGGAAAGGAGAGCUGCUUACCUACUUUCUGAAGGGUAGAGAAAAACAGGGCUCCUUCAUCAACGGCUCCUCGGUCACCCUGCCACACCAAGUGGUGGACAACUCCUGACCUGCGUGUCAAUGCUCACAGAAACACACACACACAUAAUCAGAAACAUACAUUCUAAUGUAUAAGUGAGAUCUGAAUUCAUGCUUAUACCAACACUCUUUCAGAAUUGCAAAGUAUGUAAGAGGAUAUGUACAUCUUGCAAAGAAAGAAGGUUUGUCCCGCCUCCCCCCACCCUGCCUGUUCAAAUACAUUCUUUGGCAAACUACAAAGCUUUUCAAAAUAGUGCUCAGCUAUUUGCACUACAGACUUAUGAACACAUAUCACCCUACUGUAUAGUCACUAUAUUUACACACAGGCUUAGACAAACACUCUUAUUCAGAAACACCGUCUGACAAACGCACAGUCGUGUAUUCACUACAAUGCCAUCCUUACCACGCACUCAAGCCAGAUGCAUCAUGGCUGUUGGACUAAAUGCCUCAUUUUGAAUACUGUUCCCCCUUUUACAAAAUACUUUAUAUUUGGGAAAAUAAUGGAUUUCAUUGUGUUUGUUACAGUAUCUCCAAACUGCUUGGAGAUGGAGAUGACCUGAGAUAAGAUGGUAGAGUGUUUGAAGGUUAAUAUAUGUGUGUGUGUGUGUGUGUGCUGAACAAGCCUGCAGUGAAAGUAUUCUGAUCCAGAAUCAAGUAACAUGCCCUGUCUCUGUUUGCUAUGAAUUUGGAACACAUGCCUUCUAUGUUCUUCCCCCCCUUUGUUUACAUUGGCACACAUCACUUCUUUACGGCAUCUGAGUCUAUGCUGACAGUGGGCACAGAACCCAGGUGUGAAAUUGGAGACAGGUUGAAUGUUUUUGUGUUUUUUGGAGGCAUUGCAGGUGUGCUGACAAGCAAGAGUGAUUUGCGGUAUUUUAGAGUUUGUGGUCACCGGGUCUUUGUGAGUAGCUGACACCUUUGGCCAUUAUGGGUAUUCCCGGUGGGUAGAAAUGCAGUGCCCUGAAAAAGUAUUUGCCCCCUUUUGGAUUUUCUCUGUUUUUACAUGUUUUUGAUACUAAAUUAGCCGAUCUUCAACUAAAACCUUAUAUUAGAUAAAGGGAACCUGAGUUUACAAAAUAAACUUAUUUUAUUUAUUGAAUUAACAACGUUAUGCAACACCCAAUGCCCCUGUGUGAAAAAUGUAUUAACCCCUUACACUCAAUAACUGGUUGUGCCACCUUUAGCUGCAAUGACGGCAACCAAAUGCUUCCUGUAGUUGAUGAUCAGUCUCUCACGUCGCUGUGGAAGAAUUUUGGCCCACUCUUGCACGCAGAACUUCUUUAACUCAGCGAGUUAACUCGGCGGCUUUUUAGUCAUUUUAAAGUAAACUUGACUUUUGGAUUAAAGUUGACUUACGUUUGCCAUAAAACACCUGGAAGAUCAUCAAGGCUCUUGGAAGAAUGUUCUAAUGAACAGAUGAGUCAAGUGUAUAACUUUUUGGAAGACAUGGGUCCCAUUUAUGCCUGACGAAAAACCAAACACUGCAUUCCACGGUAAGAACCUUGUACCAAUAGUGAAGCAUGGUAGUGGUAGUGUGAUGGUUUGGGGAUGCUUUGCUACCUCAGGACCUGGAUGACUUGCCUUUUAAUAGAAGGAACAAUGAAUUAUGUUCCGUAUCAAAUAAAAGGUUAUUGGUCACAUGCAGAUGUUAUUGUGGGUGUCGCAAAAUGCUUGCUGCAUCAGUAAAUUCUACAGGAGAAUGUCAGGCUUUCUGUGAGCUGAAGCGCAGCUGGGUCAUGCAGCAAGACAAUAAUCCAAAACACAUUUUGAAAUUUGAAGUUUUGGAAUGGCCUAGGCAAAGUCCAGACCUAAUCCCAAUUCAGAUGUUGUGGCAGGACUUGAAAUGAGCAGUUCAUGCUUAAAAACCCACAAAUGUCGCUGAGUUAAAGCAGUUCUGCAUGAAAGAGUGGGCCAAAAUUCCUCCACAGCAACGUGAGAGACUGUGCAACAACUAAAGGAAGUAUUUAAUUGUUGUGUUAUUUGUUCACUCAGGUCCCCUUUAUCUAAUAUUAGAUUUUGGUUGAAGAUCUGAUAAUAUUCAGUAUUAAAAAAAAAUGCUAAAGUAGAGAAUUAAGGGGUCAAAUGACUUUUUCACAGCACUGUAUGUUUGUUUGUUUGUGUGUAUGUAAGGUGGAUAUGUGGACAGUAUUGCAGGUGCAGGUGAGUUUCUUUUGCUCGUAUUGUGUCCCCAUCAGUGUCUUUUCUCUGAAAUUGAAUGAAAGUGUAAUAGUUUAUUCUUCUACAACCCUCUGUCCUCGCUUGCCCCUUACACAAAUUAAAACAUUCCUGGCCCUUUAAUAUUUUUAUAACUAAGUUUAAUUCAUGCUGAGAUUCUAUUUAAAGUGAUGGGAUAAAGGACGAAUGAGUCUCUAAGUUGUACAUACAGUUUACUGUUCAUUAAAUUAAUUUAUUGCAGUCGUCAGGGACAGAUUUCCUUUUUCUUUUUUAAACCAAUGUAAAAGUGCCAAUGUUGAAGGAAUGGCUUUGGUCCCUGUACAUGUGGCCAAAAUGCAGGUCUUUGCUGUUUCUCGAUUUGUAUUUUAAAGAACCUCAGGCUUGGGAAUAAAAUGGCACUUUGAAUGGUUGUAAACUAUCUGUGUUUGAGUUUAAAAAUAAGUUAUUAAUGUAUUUAAAUUAUUUGUCAUUUUCAAGUGUAUUGAUAAAAAAAAAACGGAAUUAAACCAUGGUCCCUAAUACUUUCUUUA
This is a messenger RNA of Salvelinus fontinalis (brook trout), 8187 nucleotides long. Its product is annotated as adenylate cyclase type 3-like. Gene Ontology annotation, cellular component: plasma membrane. The coding region runs from base 2115 to 5513 and encodes 1132 amino acids. Gene Ontology annotation, biological process: cAMP biosynthetic process; intracellular signal transduction; adenylate cyclase-activating G protein-coupled receptor signaling pathway. The transcript is spliced from 20 exons. Gene Ontology annotation, molecular function: adenylate cyclase activity. NCBI's taxonomy places the organism in Eukaryota, Metazoa, Chordata, Actinopteri, Salmoniformes, Salmonidae. The record is from RefSeq and is a predicted model, not a curated record.